Messenger RNA from Aspergillus ochraceoroseus IBT 24754, 5426 nucleotides. Its product is annotated as BTB domain and ankyrin repeat protein. The transcript has 3 exons. Gene Ontology annotation, molecular function: protein binding. Lineage: Eukaryota; Fungi; Ascomycota; Eurotiomycetes; Eurotiales; Aspergillaceae. The annotation marks the transcript as partial. The record is from RefSeq and is a predicted model, not a curated record.
AAAAGGCAUCGCGGAGCCCUCGCUCUCUCUCUCUCUCUCUCUCUCUCUCUCUAAUCAUCUUCAUUCCGACUACCGCCUUCCCCCACCAUCGUCAUCAGUAUCUCUUCGCAGUCGCAUAUUUCCCCUCCUACCUUUUCCUCCCUGCGCCGUUGGACCCGGAGAUUACCAGUCUUUCGUACCUGUCAUCACCACCACCGCACAUUCGCAUCCAGAACACCUUUUUUUUCUCUCUUCUUUCUAUUGCGGGAUCUUUCUGUCCACCAAACAACCGUCGCGUCUUCCGAACCCUACGUGCUUCAACUUCGCGUGUCUCUGAUAAAUCGAUCUAGAUAAUCCGUUCCUUGACACCUUGGUCACUUCCCUCCUUCCUCCGGCAGAAUACUCUUAUCGCCCACAGAAUAUUUUGCCCAGUGCGCCGUCCAUCCACUGACGUGAACUCGAUGCUCUGGUCCCUGGGCUGAAAAGAGGUUCUGACAUACAACAAGUCUGGGCACAUGAGUAGCAAUCUUUGGGAUUUGUUUCUGCGUGAUGAUGUUGAGACCUUCCAGCGUUCCCUGGCUGGUGCCAGUUAUACGUCUGGAGGAGGGGCCUCAAGCUUCAAAUCAGGAAGUCCCGGGGCGCUGAUAUAUUCUUCUUUGGGGGCCUCCCCGAAGGCGAAGAAAUUGACCGGCACCUCCCCCGGCACACCGCUUCCGGAGCGAGGAAGUGGGGGUCGAUUCAGCAAGACCCUCGCUCGGGAUGAAUUGAAUGCUCGAGACCACCUGGGGAGAACUCUCCUUCACCAUGUCGCAUCAUCGCAGAGUCCUACCGCUGCCGGGUUUGCCCUGGCCCUGCUCGAAGUGCCUUACCUGGAUAUAUAUGCGCAGGAUUGGGAGAGCGGAUGGACGGCUCUACACCGGGCCCUGUAUGCGGGCAAUGCCACGAUUGCGCUGGCCUUGAUGACCAAAGAUGUCCGGGACGCAACGGAUUUGAGCAAACCGGGAGCCUCGAACCAUCCAAGCGGCAGUCUUAUCAAAAUUAAGGAUCGGGAGGGCUAUAGCCCUUUCGAUGUGUACGCGGCUACUAUUACCUCGCGCGAUAUCAAACGAAUUGCCUCCCCGCCCACCUCCCGUGACCCUUUACUCCUAGAUGUUGACAUCAGUGAUGUAUCCUCUAGUGGAUCCAUUAACGGGGAUGAUCUAAGUAUAGGGGAGGACGGGUUGAUUAGCCGAGCUUCUUUGAAGCCUAGGUUCAACCUGUUCGGUGACGAGGUGUACACGUUUGGGAGCAACAAGAACCUGAAUUUGGGCGUUGGCGAUCAGGAUGACCGCCAGUAUCCCGAAAGGAUAACGCUCAAACGUCCGGCACACCUUUUGCAGCGGUUCUUUCGCGAGUAUCAAGAAGAACGAUCGGAGGAUUUUGUAUCCGAACCAGCUCAAGAGUCAUUCCUCAACCAGGACCUUCCCGCUCUCAUCAAAAGCAAACCUAUCAAAAUCCAGGACAUUGUAAUGUCGAAGCUUCAUACGGCUAUUCUAACCACCGACCCCGAAUCUAAUCUUUUUAUGUGUGGAUUUGGCCCAGGUGGGCGUUUAGGUACGGGGGACGAGGCUACCAAGUUUAGCUUUGUUUGUAUCGAGAACGGGGGACUUGCGAAUAAGAAGGUUCUUUCCGUUGCUCUCGGUCAAGACCACACCCUUGCAAUCACCGCGAAUGGCGAAAUCUUCAGUUGGGGAAGCAACAAAUCCGGUCAACUAGGUUACAACCUCCCCCGUACCAAUAGCCGGGACGACGUUCCGAUGCAGAAAUCCCCUCGACAAAUCUUCAAUCCGUUGAAAAAGGAGAUCAUCCUAGGAGCAGCAGCGUCGGCGAUCCAUUCUGUCGUCUUCAGCAACUCCGGUUUGUACACAUUUGGCAAGAACGAGGGCCAACUCGGAUUGGUGGAUUCAGACGCCAGGUCCCUGGAAGUACAAACAACUCCUCGACGUGUGGGGGCUUCGCUCUUCAGUGCCGCAAUCCAUAGCGUGUCUGCAAUCGACCAGGCAACGGCGAUCCUGCUUCAAAACCACGAAGUUUGGGUUUUCUCCCAUUACGGCUAUUCGAGACUCUCGUUCCCCUUGGAAGUCAGCUCAAGAUUUAUUCGCGACAGUUUUAUGGCCACCCGUUAUGAUCUGUCAACGAAUCAUAUCGUCAAAAUCACAUCGGGCGGAAAUACUAUCUGCGCUCUGUCGAGUUCCGGAGAAGUUUUCACAGCGCAGGUUAAUAAGCUAGAACACCAGCCAACAUUGACGUCGACGACUAAUCCCGCGAAGAUCCGCAACUCACUCUCGUCUCCCGUUCGCGUCUGGUCUAUCAAGAAGGCCCAUAUGGCGGUGAAAGACGUCGAUGUUGGCCAGGAUGGCUCCAUCAUUAUUUGCACAGCCUCCGGCUCCGCUUGGAGAAAAGAGAAACGCGGGAAGACAAAAGAUGGGCCGUCCAAAGACUACAAGUUUGCCCGCAUUCCAGGCCUCUCUCGGGUUGUAGGCGUCUGCAGCAAUGCCUUUGGGGCCUUUGCAGUUGCCCAGCGGGAUUGCGAUGUGACUAGAGAGCAAAUAAACGUUGAAGAAACGACUCUUUGGAAAGAUAUCCUCCCUCUAUCUCCCUUUAAUUCGCUCAGGUCAACAAUGGGAUCGACGGACUCGGAUCAUGCUACUCUCGCUGGCACCUGGCACCCGGAACCAGCCAUGGCUAUCAAGCAAGCCAUUCUAGGUCCCUCAAACGUCGAGUCCUAUUUCCAACCAACACUGGCCGAUCCACCUGCUGGAACAAUCUGGGCUAUGACAACUCUUUCUGACAUCCGGAUUCCCAUCCAUGAAUUCGUCUUGACUGGGCGUAGCUCGGUUCUGCGAAAAAUGUUUCACGAUUUCCGGCGUAAACACUAUCUAUCCGCCCCUGAGUUGCUGACCAUCGAGCACGACCAGAAUGGACAGCGCCAGAUAAUUUUCCAGGGCCUGGACAUAUUCACUAUCCUUAAUAUAGUGUUUUUCCUCUACACCGACAAUGUCUUGGAUGUUUGGCAACAGGCUCGACAAUCACCAAUGAAUGCGUCCCGGUUUCGCCAGGUGCGCACCGAGGUGAUGCGGAUCUCCACAUUGUUAAACCUCCAAGCGUUGGAGCGAGCUGCGCGACUGAUGAUUGAGCCCUCUAAAGAUAUGAAGUCUGAUUUUAUGCGGGCUAUCACCGAUCCAACCUUCUUUGAGAGUGGGGAUGUUAUUAUUGACUUGAAUGAUGAACACAUGAUUGCGCACAGCCAAAUCAUCUGUCAACGAUGCCCAUUUUUCAAUGCCUUGUUUUACGGUCGUUCCGGGGGUAGGUGGUUAGAAUCCCGCCGCAAAAACCCGCAGGACAAGAUCCACAUCGACUUGAAGCACAUUGACCGACAAGUCUUCGAGUUUGUUCUCCGAUACAUCUACGCAGACACCGACGACCAGCUCUUCGAUGAAGUUCGGACAAAGGAUCAUGAAGAUUUCAUUGAUCUUGUUCUUGACGUUGCGUUUGUAGCCAACGAAUUGAUGAUUGAUAGACUGGCCCAAAUAUGUCAGAAGGUGUUGGGGACAUUUGUGAAUUCACGCAACGUGUGCUAUCUUCUGAAUUCUAUUGCACCAUGCUCAGUGACCGAAUUCAAGGAUGCCUCGUUGGAGUACAUUUGCUUAAACCUGGAAGAUCUCAUUGCAAACAGGCGAGGUUCGAUGUCUUCUAACCCACGCAAUAGAGUUUUGGGAGAUCUAGACGACUACUUACUUUGUGCGCUGGAUUCUAUCUGUCAUGAUAAUCAACUCGCCACAUUCCCUAUAUCGAGGGGCCGUAACACUGACGAGUAUUUAUUUGAGAAGUAUCCAGAACUCGUCUCAUUAAUCGAAACUGACAAACGACGUCGUGUCGACUCAAUGAGGCUGAGGUCCCGCCUCAACCACUCUGAAGAUUACGAUGGAAAGCUUCGAACCAUGAAUAACAACAACAACAACAACGAAAAGACCGUUGCAUCGCCACUUGUCUCAAAGUCUAAGAUGGGACCGGCCAAAGACAGCCCAGCGGCUCUCUAUGGUAGUCCACCGUUGAAGUCCCAGCGGUCAACUGGCGAUUUGAUGUUCCAAAUGGAUGAUGAGCAUUUACUUUCACCUGGGGAAUUCCUCAAAGGAAAAGCAGCUGUUCGUGGACCUAAAACAGCUGAUGCGAACGAUAUAUCAGGACUUGGCUCUAGCUUACAAGAUGGAGGGUCAUUUGGGAAUCAAAGCUACUUGGAUAGACAAAUGGCCUCUCCGCAUACUACUAGUCUUGCUGAGUCUCCUUCCGAACUCAGAACAGCAACGCUCCAGAGAAAGCAGAAUGGGUCUCUGUCUCCGCAAAAUGCUUCGCAGGCCCCAUGGACCGCAUCCGUGAUUUCGAAUUCCAGGAAGAACUUGAUGGAUAUUAUGAAGGAAACCUCUGAAAGCCGGGUUUCAAACCUCAGUUUGGGCAUGUCCGCCCGACGAGAAAGCAGCAACACCUUCACUGCAAAGCUAUCGCAAAAAGAGCGAAAGAAGAUGCAACAGCAGCAAAUGCAGGAGGAGCAGGCGACUGCUCAACAGAAGGCAAAGGAGGCCCCACAAAACCCGUGGAAAAUUACGACACCAAGCAAGCCUGCCCCUCUACAACAGGCAAGCGGACAAGAGGCUCUAUCCCCAACCCCGAGCAAGCCUGCACAGAGGGCUGGAAUGACUCUUCGCCAAACAGUGGCCGGUACACCACCUCCACGACCCGAACCCCCUGCCACACCCAUGCAAAUCAAGGGUCGCAGUGUAUCCGUAACAACCCAACCUCCGCCUCGGCCCUCCCUCUCGGGGCCCUCAACUGUGGCGCGUUCGACGUCUCCUAGCCCAUCGUCUAAUGCCGUGCCCACCAUUCAAUCUAUCCGCCAUAUCCCACGCUCGGAACCCUACCAAACGAGUUUCCAUGCAGACUCUCCCAAUUCAAUGUCAUUAGCCACCAUUCUUAUGCAGCAGCAAACUGAGAAAGAUGAGCUGCGCGAAGCAGCAACGGCGAAGCACAACCUCCAGGACAUCCAGCUAGAGCAGGAAUUCCAGGAAUGGUGGGACAAAGAGAGUAGGCGAGUCCAGGGCCUGCCAGAACUUGGUCCGACACCCAACCAGGAGGAACGAGACGGCCGCGCAGGACGAGGAGCUCCUGGCAAGGGCUCAGGGCAACGGAAGCGACGCGGAAAGGGAGGCGUUUCAGCAUCCGCCCAACAAACCCCGCGGAACGAUUCCGGACCUGCGCCAAAGGACAACCCGACUACCUUUGGUCGAGAACAGCAGCAGCAGCAGCAACAACAACAACAACUCCAAGCUCCAAAGGGACAUCACACAAAUUCCGCUGCCGGCUCUUCUCGUCGUGGGGGUCGAGGAGGUCACCGUGGCCGGGAGAGAGGGCGC